This is a messenger RNA of Salmo salar (Atlantic salmon), 600 nucleotides long. Lineage: Eukaryota; Metazoa; Chordata; Actinopteri; Salmoniformes; Salmonidae. The record is from RefSeq and is a predicted model, not a curated record.
UAGGUAACUUUGGGAACGUCCAGGAGGGCUCUCCCCAGGUCAGCGGUAGGAGGAAGGUGGAGAAGCCAGUAGCAGAGACGGUGUGGGAUGGUCAGGAUCUCGACAGUACCCCCCUGAUGGACACCCAGGACCCCAAACCUGGGCUCUGGCAGUCUCCGUGCCAGUCCACCACACCCCCAGAGAAACCCCACUUAAUUGGUGGAAACAGGCAUUACAAUUACCUGCCCAUCCAUCAGCAGAAGCCUUGUGUCCAUGUGAUGAGCUGCUGGGAAGACCGGACUUACCGUCUUCACAGCUCUAACUUGCUGGAGAACAUCGCUGUCAUGUUUGAAGAAGGCGUGGCCAAGGCAGAUGAACUGAACAAGUUGUCAGAUCCAGGAACGGAAGCUGUCACGCGCCGAGUCUUUCAGGAGUUUAUCGUGGACGCCAGGAGAUUCAUAGCCUUUGCAGAAGGGAAAGUGCGAAUGAACCAUCUGACCAUGUUGGAUAAGAAACGUCUGACCAUGUGUAAACAGGAGCUGGAGAGUAUGGUCGGAAAGGCAGAAACCAUCUCAGAGGGGAAGAGGAAGGCUCGCAGUAUGAAGGGAGAUGUUGCAGGAG